Messenger RNA from Carassius carassius (crucian carp), 2328 nucleotides. RefSeq names its product gamma-aminobutyric acid receptor subunit alpha-4-like. The coding region runs from base 251 to 1351 and encodes 366 amino acids. Lineage: Eukaryota; Metazoa; Chordata; Actinopteri; Cypriniformes; Cyprinidae. The record is from RefSeq and is a predicted model, not a curated record. Gene Ontology annotation, cellular component: GABA-A receptor complex; dendrite membrane; synapse. Gene Ontology annotation, molecular function: GABA-gated chloride ion channel activity; GABA-A receptor activity; inhibitory extracellular ligand-gated monoatomic ion channel activity. Gene Ontology annotation, biological process: synaptic transmission, GABAergic; regulation of postsynaptic membrane potential; gamma-aminobutyric acid signaling pathway. The transcript has 10 exons.
UAUUUAGCUAUUGACUUUUUCACAACAGAAAUGACUCUUCUUUUGGCCUUGUUAUGUCUCACAAGUAUCUUUGUGUAGUGUUGCAAAUGUUUUAGGAAAGCAAAGGAUAAAUUCAGAAAAUAUAACAUGGAUUCUACACCGACUUCUUGAGGGUUAUGACAAUCGCCUGCGCCCGGGAUCUGGAGUGUCUGUAACUGAGGUCAAAACAGACAUAUUUGUCACAAGUUUUGGACCAGUAUCUGAUGUUAAGAUGGAGUUCACUAUGGAUAUGUUUUUCCGCCAAAUGUGGGUUGACGAGAGGUUAGCCUUUCAGGGGCCUGUCGAAAUCUUGCCUUUGAACAACCGCAUGGUGGACAAGAUCUGGACGCCCGACACGUUUUUUCGCAAUGCAAGGACAUCCCUCGCACACAACAUGACGUCUCCUAACAAGCUGUUUCGGAUCAUGCAAAAUGGGACGGUCUUUUACACCAUGAGGCUGACUGUGAGUGCGGUGUGUCCAAUGGUGUUGAUGGACUUUCCAAUGGAUGGACAUACAUGUCCUCUCCUGUUUGGAAGCUAUGCUUACACUAAUCGUGAAAUCGUCUACACGUGGAGGAAGGGUCUUCAAGCAUCAGUAGACUUUCCUCCAGAAUCAUCAAGCUUACUUCAGUAUGAUCUUGUGGGUCAGACUUUAUUCAGUGAAACAUAUAAAUUCAGCACUGGUCUGUAUUCUGUCCAGGUUGUCCAUUUCUAUCUUCAGAGGAAGCUCGGCUACCAUCUCAUCCAAACGUACAUCCCAUUGAUUAUGGUAGUUGUGCUGUCACAAGUCGCAUUCUGGAUCAACAAGGAGUCUGUCCCGGCUCGGACGGUGGCUGGAAUCACCACUGUGCUCACCAUGACCACUCUGAGCAUCAGCGCCCGCUCCUCGCUGCCCAAAGUCUCCUACGCCACUGCCAUGGACUGGUUCAUCGCCGUCUGCUUUGCCUUUGUGGCUUCGGCCCUCGUUGAGUUUGCUGCGGUCAACUACUUUGCCACGCUUGAGGCCAACAGGGAAAAACGCCGGCUCUCCAGGGCCUCCAUUCUGGAGUCUAUAGCCCAAGGAAGCGACGACGAGCCGGAGACGCCUCAGUCUGAUACCAGUGGCUUUAGCCGCAGAAGACGGGCGAACUCUGUGUCCGAGGUGCCCAGGACUCGCUAUCCCAUCUUCCUUCAGGGCUCGGCCGUCCCUCCCAAUAUGAUGCUUGCAGGCACCAGUGCCAUAGACAAAUACGCCCGCAUCCUCUUCCCUCUGGCCUUCGGGAUCUUCAACCUCAUCUACUGGUUCAUCUACCUCAGCAAAGACACCUUGGAAAAGCCCAGGGAGAUCGAGUGAGUUUCUUCUGAGAGGCUCCAGAUGUAUUCAGCAGUAAGACCGUGCUCUCCUUUCGACCGCUCUCUUACUUUCAUCCUCUAGCAACUUCAUCCCUGAUGGAGCACGAGGCUGUCUGACACUAUUUGACAAGCAUUUGAUCCUGUUCCUUUCCUGUUUUAUCACCCAUAUAGACUUUCCACUCCAUUUGCCUUUACUGUAUAUUCACAGCCAAGGGCCACGCCGUUAUACUAGCCCUGGUCCAUUGCAAACCCUCCUCUGGUUCUGCUCUAGUUCUGCUCGUCUGCAUGUGUGUGUGUGUGUGUGUGUGUGUGUAAGGAGUUGAUGACAUAAUCUACAGCUCUCUAACUGGUGAUGCAACAUUGAACCAAUGCUUUCAGUGGCCUGCCCUCUACAGAGACACGGCUCGCACUGCACUAGAUCAAAAGCGCCGGGUUUAUACUGACAGCUUCAAAGAUUUCACCUUGAAAAUAAAAGAGAAAAAGUGCAUCCAUAGAACUGAACUUUUACUAACACCAUUCACACGCAUACGUUUUCAGACACUUACGGUGCCUCUCUUGACGGGGUGGCGCUGUGACAGAGGGAUGGAGUAAAUCCCAGUGUGGGGGGUGGAUAAUAUUUAAUAUGUAUUCUCAGCUUACGGUCUAUUUGAUGUUGUCUGAUGUUUCUCUGUGCAUCCAGUUCUCGUCUCUCUCUCUCUGUUGGGAGAACAUGCACAUGCCCAGGAACGCAUGCUGCUGCUGAUGUACUCAAAUAUCUCAAGACAAUUGUGUUUAACAUUGUAAAUGGCUUUUAAAACCCAAUGUAGCACUGAAAUUAUAAACAUGAAGGUGCUAGUGUAAAAAUCUCACUAAUUGAUUACGUAGUUGUAUAAUGCAUUCAUGCAUUAGUUUUUUUCGCCCGAUUAGGAUAUUUUUUCUUUAUAUGUUGUAUUUGUCUGAUGGUCCACUCAUGCAUUCCACUAAACAUUUUAUGUUAAA